Brassicogethes aeneus is the source of this 1582-nucleotide messenger RNA. The record is from the annotation of a GenBank genome assembly. Lineage: Eukaryota; Metazoa; Arthropoda; Insecta; Coleoptera; Nitidulidae.
AUCCUUCUUUCAAAAACCUCAUGGAUAGGCACGUAAUUAAGGAAAGUGUAGUUAACGAAAAGAAAGUAGUGCAGAGUUUUUUGAAUGUCAGUGAGCAUGUGAUAGGAACCAUGUGGCCCUCAUCAUAGGUUACAAGAACAAAGAAACUCGAGAAAAUCGAGAUUUUUUAGUGCUAAAUAGCAAGAAAAUCGACAGGAUGGGCAGCAGGUUGCCUUUAGUGGUGAUUUUGGGGUCCACCGGGACAGGAAAAACGAAAUUAUCGCUGGAAUUGGCCCAGAAAUUCGGAGGAGAAAUUAUUGGAGCCGAUUCAAUGCAGGUCUAUAAAAGUUUAGACAUUAUAACUGCCAAAGCCACUAAAGAAGAGCAGUCAGUAGCUCCACAUCAUUUAAUAGAUAUUUUGGAACCAAAUGAAACUUGUACUGUAUUAGAGUACAGAAAUAAAGCUGUCUCAAUUAUUGAUGACUUAUUUUCCAAAAAUAAAAUGCCCAUAGUAGUGGGAGGCACAAACUACUACAUUGAGUCGCUUUUAUGGAAAAUAUUGGUUGAACACACAAAUAAAUUGCUAUCUAAACCUGGCAUAUUGCCUAAUAAUGAACAAGAAUUGCCCAGCGAAGAGUUACAUAAAAAAUUAAAGUUGCUGGAUCCAGCAAUGGCGAAUCGAUUACAUCCUCAAAAUAAGAGGAAAAUAUUAAGAUCUUUGGAAGUCCUCUACCAAAAAGGUAAAAAACUGAGCGAAAUUUUUGAUGAGCAGCGCUCCUCCAAAGGGGGUUCUCUCUAUGGUGGAGGGUUAAGAUACGAAAAUGCCUUAAUUUUCUGGCUAAAAUGUGAACAAGAAACUUUGGACAAAAGACUUGACGAUAGAGUGGAUAAAAUGGUUGAAGAGGGCCUGGUAAAAGAACUGACAAGUUUUCACAGCGCCUUUAAUUUAGACAGUGAACCUGACUAUACAAGAGGUGUUUUUCAAUCGAUCGGAUUCAAGGAGUUUCAUUCCUAUUUGGUUUUGAAUGAAGAAGAAAGGAAAAGUGGAAUGGGAAUUAAAAAACUAAAUGAAGGAAUUGAGCUUCUUAAAUUGGUUACCAGAAGAUAUGCUAGGAAACAAAAUAAGUGGACAAUGAAUAGGUUUUUGGGAAGAAAUGACAGAAAGGUGCCGCCAAUCUACGCGCUGGACACCAGCGACGUGGCCUGCUGGACCUCGAACGCGACAGUGCCCGCAAUGGAUGUAGUGCAAAGUUUUAUGUGGUGCAAAGAGUGUGAGGUUAGGCCGUUGCAAAAAAUGUCGUGCAGCUCUAAACCGAACGCCGAAGACGAAACUUUUAAUUGUGAAGUGUGCGACCGAGUUUUUGUGGGAAAGUUUCAGUGGGAAGUGCACAGAAAGUCCAACAAUCACAGGAAAAGGCUGGAGGGGAGGAAAAAGCAAAAGGAGCAGGAUAAAGGAUGAAGGAUAUGAAAAAAUGUGGCACCAACUCCUGAUAUUCAUGCGAAAAUUACAAAUACUUUUCGGAUAGGAAGAUGACUAAUAAUACAUUGGAAAUGAACAUCACUUAUACGAUGUAUUUAAAUGUUAUGCUAAUGACAAUAAAAG